Messenger RNA from Branchiostoma belcheri (Belcher's lancelet), 1187 nucleotides. RefSeq names its product phosphatidylinositol N-acetylglucosaminyltransferase subunit H-like. The transcript is spliced from 4 exons. The coding region runs from base 67 to 807 and encodes 246 amino acids. Lineage: Eukaryota; Metazoa; Chordata; Leptocardii; Amphioxiformes; Branchiostomatidae. Gene Ontology annotation, biological process: GPI anchor biosynthetic process. Gene Ontology annotation, cellular component: glycosylphosphatidylinositol-N-acetylglucosaminyltransferase (GPI-GnT) complex. The record is from RefSeq and is a predicted model, not a curated record.
GCGACAAACAUGGCGGACUUGUGAUCAUGAUGAACCGGUCAUGCCAAACUUUCUUCGAAAUACUUCAUGGCAUUGCACCGUACGGAGGUUUUUAUGGGACUACACUGCGCCAACAUGUGUAUUUUUGAGACUACAGCCUCAAACGCCGCAAACAAAUCCGACGUAACCGGAGGAAUACGAACCAGGUCACAGACAAAGCGACUGAGACAUCAGGAAGAAUUCAAAACAGAUCAUCGACAACAGAAGACCUGUUCCUGUCAGGAGAAUCAUGGUGCUUUAUUUAUCCCCAAAACUGUGCAGCAACCAAAAGACUUGUACGCAGAGUUUAGCAUUGAGUACAGUAGAAGAAGGAUUUGGACUCCCUUCUUGACAUUGUUACUUGUAGAUGCAUGUCUACUGUGGUACACAACAAGCAGUAUAGAAUCCAAGUUCCAGUGGGUCCUGUACGUGUCGGGAGGCUUGCUGCCCUGCCUCCUUCUGUACUACCUCAGCUGCGUGCAGGUCCGUUCAGAGUCCAUCCAGGCGGUGGCGUCUACGGGAGUCCAGCUCACCACCACCUACAUCACGGGCAGGCGGCGCGCACGCUACUACGACACGGCGGAGAUUCAAGAUGUCAUCAUCAAUGAAGUGGUGACAAUGCAUUCUGUAGUGUUUUACCUGGUGCUGCUCAUCAAAGACCCUCACAGUAGCAGUCUGAGGAGGGUCGUGCCCGUGUUUCAGCAUUCCUACCCAAAGUUGGACUUCCUGGUGAGAGUUUACAAUGGGGUCCAGGAUGUUCUCUAUCCAGGCAGUACCCGUGGACAAUGACACAUGUUUACUCAUCCUUUACCAGUACAUAUGGAUAGUAGGACAUCUUGUGGUGAUCUUACAAACCAGAGAUGUUUAUUUCAUUGGAGGUGCAAGAGAUGAAUGAACUUGUGAUCAGACUGCACAGAACUUUAUUUGUACAUCAAUAUUGUAACAAGUAAAUAGGAACUGCAGAAGAGGCAACCAUUUAAUGUUCGCUUGUGACUGGUGGUACGACAGGGAAGUUGCAGUUGUGAAAAUAUGAACUGUCUGCAAGAUUUUGUAUACAUUGUGUGCAGUGUUUAUCAGGGGUUGUAACAAAUAAGGACAUAAACUAGAGUCGGCAUGCAAAUUUUGUAUGGAAGCAUGCAUUCUUGUACUUCAAUUUUGCUGCUUAUAUA